Rubroshorea leprosula is the source of this 1131-nucleotide messenger RNA. Lineage: Eukaryota; Viridiplantae; Streptophyta; Magnoliopsida; Malvales; Dipterocarpaceae. The record is from the annotation of a GenBank genome assembly.
CUUUCUGUCUCUCGUUCUUUUCUAUUUCAGUAUUCUCCCUUUCGUUCUUUCCAUUUUCAAAACUUUUGUUUCAUUUCCAGAGUCUCUCUCCACUGGGUAAGCAGAAACCCUAAACGAAUUGCAGUCGAUUUUGAUUUCGCGUUAUCCUUUGUGUCUUCUCCUUCGAAUCUCAUCAAGUACUCAAAGUUUGUGUCUUCUUCUUAGAUUUCUCAAAAUCCCCUGUUUAUGAGUCUGAAAUUUGAGAAUUGAAUCCAAUUUCAACAAAUGGAUGAACAUUCGGGCGGUGGCGAUGAGAUGGUCGUAACGAACCUCAUCGUCUGGUUGUGCAGGAAACAAUCGAGGGAGGUGGGAUUCCUCUUUUUCACAAUCGUCUCCUCCGAUUCUCGUACCACGACCAUGAAUAACGAAUAGUAAGCUUCGUUUAUCCUCCAAUCUUUCGAUUGCGAUUGAAUUUUCGAUUUGUUUACCUCGAAUUUACGUUAAGCAGCGGUGUUUUCUUUUGAAUCUUUGUGGAUCUGUUUCGGUGGUUUUUUUUUUUUUUCAAUUUUAAUUUUAUAUGAAGAUUUUCUUAUUCGAUUUUGUUUCUAAUUUGUGUCUGGCGUUAUGAAUCAGAUCCAGUAUUUUGUUGGCCAGAUCUGUUAAUAGAUUUCUUUGCAUUGUAGCUUACCUUUGUUUAUAUAUUGUCUGAUUUUUAUUAGAAAUUAUUUAGAAUAUGCUGUAAAAUGAUAAUAUUAGCUAAGAAAUUGAAUUUCUGAAGAAAUUUGGCUAAAGUAUGGAAAUUAUUGAGUGGAUGUAUAAUCUUCGUGAAUGAUAUAUUGAAAAAUGUUUGUUGUUUGGAUCCUCUUUGUGGCAGUGAAACUUAUCUAUAAGUGCCCUGGAAAAAGGAGCUUGAUUGUUUAUAGAUGUUAGUAGUGGUACAGGGUGUUCCUGUAUGAAGUUUAAUGAUGAGCACAUUCUCUGCCAGUAUAGAAAAUGAGGUGGGAUUCUUUGUAACUUAUGAAUCUUUGUACUAUGACUUAUGACUUAUGAGGGCAGUUCGUUAUAGAUCACUUGAGCAGGUUGAGUGAUUCUCUGCCAGUAUAUGUGACUAUAGAUGAUUUUUCACUAACCCGAUAAAAAAAGUAUGUUCAA